CCACCACCGCCACCACCAACUUCAUCACCACCACCGCCACCACCAACUUCAUCUCCGCCGCCACCACCACCUACGUCAUCAUCACCACCACCACCACCACCCUCAUCGUCACCACCACCACAACUACCAUCAUCACCACCUCCACCUCCACACUCACUUUCUUUGCCACCUUUGUUGUCGUCAGCACCCACUCCAUUGUCGCAUAGUGUUUCGGAAGCAAAACCGAGCGAGACGACUAAAUCCAAAGACUUGUCCGAGAGACACGAUGAUUCCUCGACAUUAUCUGGACAUUAUUACUCAGAUGACUUUGAAGUGGACAAAAGCUGGACAAGUCACCCGUCUCACUGUUCUGAAUCUGCAGCUGGACAUGACGCAAAAAACAAUGAAACCACUACCAGCCUUCGUGAUGACAACAGUGAUGACAACACUGACGACGACAUUAGCGAGCAGAUCCCAGUUCACAGUGAAACCAGCAACAGCAGUAGAAGUUAUCCCUUGAAAUUAAGCUUGGGUAAUGAGAACUUCGUUAAGGAGGACGUGUCUGUAAAUGGCAACCGUUCUGUGGCUCUUGUUAUGUCAGAACAUGUGGAUAUUGAAUGUGGGAAUGAAACAGAAAGCGAGAGGAAUUCUGGGGACAAUGUCUAUGAACACAAAAAGGUGUGUGCGAUGAAUGUAGACACUGCUGCAGCACAUCUGGCAUGGGAGCUCUUUCGGGAAAGGGAAAUGGCAGCGGAUGCCAUUGAUGUGUCUGAAAAGUUGCCUGUAGUGGAUGACAGCAGUGAAUCAGAAAAGAUACAUGAAGCAGGAGGCACCACUUCUGGAUCAGAGGAGGCGAGUGAGUCCAAGACGAGCUGGCAGGAGUCAGAGAAGGAAGGUGUAUCCGAGACAAGGUUGCAGGAGUCAGAGAAAGAACGUGAGUCCAAGAUGAAGUGGCAGGCGGAAGAGAAGGGAGGUGAGUUCGAAACAAGGUGGCAGGCAUCAAAGAAGGAAGUUGUGUCCAAGACAAGUUUGCAGGAGUCUGAGAAAGAAGGUGAGUCGAAGACAAGGUUGCAGGAGUCAGAGUUAGAAAAGGAAAGUGAGCCGAAGAUGAGGUUGCAGGAGUCAGAGAAGGAAGAUGUGUCCAAGACAAGUUUGCAGGAGUCUGAGAAAGAAGGUGAAUCCAAUACAACGUUGCAGGAGUCAGAGAAGGAAGGUGAGUCAAAGGCAAGGUUGCAGGAGUCAGAGUUAGAAAAGGAAUGUGAGCCGAAGAUGAGGUUGCAGGAGUCGGAGAAGAAAGACGUGUCCAAGACAAGUUUGCAGGAGUCUGAGAAAGAAGGUGAGUCGAAGGCAAGGUUGCAAGAAUCGGAGAAGGAACUUGAGUCCAAGAUGAAGUGGCAGGAACCAGAGAAGGAAGGUGAGUCGAAGACAAGCUGGCAGGAACAAGAGGAAGAGAGUCAAGUGAUCUGUGAGUCGAAGAAGACUGAUCAAACUGUCUGUGAUUCCGAGAAGGCCGAUAAAGCUAUUUGUGAUUCAGCAUCCGUACCAGAUGAAGAAACUUCUCCUUUAACAGCUUCUCCAAAAUCUGUAAAUGCAACCCAGACAACAACAACAACAUCAGUAACAGGUGGAGAUGUAGCAGAAAUGAAAGAAUUACAACGAGCAACAGCAACAGAUGUAACGGCGAGAAAAGACGUAAUGGCAGAAUUACAAGAUUCACCAGAAACACCCACUGAAAAGAAAGUCUCUCGGAAUGAAUAUGUAGAGAAACUAGUUUGCGAUCUUGUUGGUGAGUUUGUGUCUCAGUCCAUCACAACUGUCUGUGAAGUGGUCGCCAACAGGAAGCAGACCAUGGCCCAGUCUAAAGGGGCAUUAGCAAAGCCUAAGAGGAAGUCCUUGUCAUUGGGUAACCAGUCAGUCGCUGGUAAAGUGUCUCCUCCGGCAACAGCAAAGUCAGCUUGGGAGAAGUCUCCAGAAAGUGGGUUUAACACUCAACAGCAGUAUUUUGUUGAUGAAAUGGUGGCUUCUCUGGUGGACAAUGCCGUCGGGAACAUUGUGGACAUUCACAAUCGGAAGUUAUCCGCUGCGUCCCCUUCUGCGUCGCCAGGUAAAAAAGGGAAAGUGAGCAUUGACUUAGGGAAAGUGACCACGCAAAGAGGGUCCCAUUUUGAACAGUCGUCCAGCUUUGAAGAGGAUCUUUUCGUGUGGACCCUUUCACCUGAAUCUGAGUCUUCCGAUGACCUCGGAACUGCCGAUGUUGAAGAUGCAGACAAGAUGGAAAACGUAUCCAGACCUCAUUCUCCUCUACCCAGUCAUAUGAAAAAGACUCCAGACAGCGCGGACACCGAUGAUUUCUUUGGAGACUUUGAUUUGACCCCCUAUAAGCCUCCCCCACCAUAUCCGGGUUCCAAAGAAAAUGAUACAAUUGCUAAACCUGAGCUGUUGAAAAUAACCAAAGAAUAUUAUGCUGUGCCUCAUAAACGUGAAGAAAUUCAGCAGUUGGUGUCUGAUGCUGUUGAGAUUCUUUGGGAAAACAAACAGAAGUGUAUACAGUUACAAGAUAUAGCUUUACCAGAGACAUUCCUCUCCGUUACAGAAAACCUCUCGACUGACUUUGAUGAGUACAGCUGCCGCUCGUACAAAGCCAUGCUUUUUGACUUGACACGAGAAAUUGUGAGUGAAAUCUAUGAAGACAAGUGUGAUAAAAGUAACAAACUGCACAAAAGCGAUCAAGAGGACCAAAGCGAGGGCGUGUUUGCUCAGUUGCUCUUGCAGAACAGCCAACUGAAUAUCAACAAAUACUAUCGUACGCAUUCUAAGCCACCGGCAUGUCUUGACGAACUGCAGCAGGUCGUGGAGAAGGCCAUCAGCAGCCUGCUGCAUCUGGAUGGUGAGGCGGUCCCCUGUGGCAGCAGCAGCCGCGGCCACGAGUUUGACAAAUGGAAGACGUCGAAGAAGGACCACGUCGACCGCAUCUUGGUGCAAGAACUGCAAGACGAAGAACCGCAGUGGGUGAACUACGAUUCCGACGAGCUGCAGUUGAAGUUGCAACUCACUAACAGUAUAAUGGACUCCUUGAUUGGGAACACUGUCGACACAUUUAAACAUAUUUAUAAUAAACACUCUCAGUGGCAGCCUGUACAGCUUUAACUUUCUGGAUCACAUUCGCACUCAUGAGUCGCUCAACCGCCCAGUGCAACGACUCGUAUGAAAUGUGCUUAUCUAACUGUAUAUUUCUUCUUUCUGUAUUUUACUUCUUAUUUUUAAUGUGGAGUCACUGUUUGUUGAGAGUAAAAAUAAAGUAUUUUUUACAAUAAA
Messenger RNA from Octopus bimaculoides (California two-spot octopus), 3294 nucleotides. RefSeq lists its product as uncharacterized. Gene Ontology annotation, molecular function: microtubule binding. The record is from RefSeq and is a predicted model, not a curated record. Gene Ontology annotation, cellular component: centrosome. Gene Ontology annotation, biological process: microtubule anchoring. Lineage: Eukaryota; Metazoa; Mollusca; Cephalopoda; Octopoda; Octopodidae.